UUUUUCUUAGCAUUAUGAAAUUCCUCCACGCGAAAAUGAUGUUGAGAGGUCUACUUUGCAUUAAUGUAGACUUGUAUGAUCUUAAAUCAUUAAAAAAGUUAGUUCAUAAACGAUAUGUUCAGUGGCAUCCAGAUAAGAACGUAGAAAACCCCGAAAAAUAUCGCGAGAAUUUUAUGGCACUGAACGAAAGCUGGAAGGCGUACUGUGCGGAAAAAAGGAAGGACGUCCCUUCUACAAGUCAAGCGGAUAGUGAACCGUCGGAUUUUGAAUGGGAAAGCGAGGACGAGGAAGGUGAGUCUUACAAUAAUACUCCUUUUGACGACGAAUUUUUCAGUAGUAGUCCACCUAAAACAACAUUAGAAUUUCCUGAAUUUAUUAAAGCAUUUUUUCGUAGCAGCUCAAACAGACGAGCUGGAAAAUUAUUUGUUUUAGUUACUGAAACUAUUGCUCAAGAAGAAUGCGAAAAAGUUUACAACUAUAAUAACAAAACAGAAUACUUUGGGGCAUUUAAUUUUAAAAAUUUUACUUUUAUUUUAAUUUUUUACCAAGCGGAAUGGCGUUUGGUCGACCUGAAGAAGGCCCUGCGACUCCUUAAAAUUGAUUUUUUGAUACAGUAUUGCGUAAAAUUUAACCAGUUAUUAGAAACGAUAGUAAUAAAAUGUGGGGAACCGUUUUAUGAGCCAAGUACAGCAAAACGUACAGCAAAAAAUGAAGCAGUUUUAAGCUUCGAUCAUUCAUUACUAUUACAGUAUGCGCACGAGACACAAACGGAAGAUGUUCUCGAUUUAGUAGCUGACUAUUUACAUUUUGCCACUCCGUGUAAUACGCCGCAGGAAUUAGUUACAAAGGAACACGAAGAUUUCCAUCUCAGACACGAAGCCAAUGCUAAACUUUUUUUAAAAUUAGGGGAUAGAGAGCGCGCUGCUAAAAAUGCAGUAAAAACUGUACAAGCUGAAUUAAAACGUAAUCUGAGGUGUAAAACAAAUCUCGAUUAUUUAAACGACAGGUGCAGGGCAAUUGGGGACGCUAUCUUAGAAAAAGACGAUGAAAAUUUAUUUGGAGAAGCAUUUUUGUAUAGUUUUUUUAUUAUUCCUAAAAAUAAAUUUAAAUCCAUUUGUCAGGCAAUUUUAGAUGCAUUUAUAUAUGGUAAACCUAAAUGUAGAUGGGUAGGGCUCGUGGGGGAAUACGGCAGUGGAAAAACAACGUUCGCUUCUACUAUAACUGAAUUAUUUGAGGGAGUAUCUAUAAACCUUAAUGUACCGGUUGGGCGCGUAGCAUUCUAUAUAGGGGCCGCUAUUGGGAAGAGGUUUAUUUUAUUCGAUGACGUAAAGGGCAAAAAAAGUGCGCAAGAAUUAAAUUUAACUCCGGGAGAAGGAUUUAAUAACUUAGACGAUUUAAGGGAACAUUUGGAUGGAAGGAACCCCGUGCAACUAGAAAAAAAAAAUUGUAAUCCGGUGUCGCAGAUCUUUCCAGCGGGCCUAGUCACAUGUAAUAAAUAUGCUAUUCCACCUGCACUGAAAGAAAGAAUUUCAUUUUUUAAUUUUACUCCCUCACCCAUGUAUAAAACACACGAAAUUGAAGUCUCUAUGGAGACAAUGUUCGUAGCCAUGGUUUUACACGACAUGCUGCCAGUUGAACAGAUGGUGCGCUCACAUAUCUUUAGCAAAAGAGAUAGAUGGUUGGCUAAACACGUCGCCAGUUGUGAUUGUAUGAAGAAAUUUAGCAGAUCAAAAACACCAUCGCCUCGUAAAUCCCCCCUGAAAGCAUCUCCGACCUCACCAUUAUCUCGACGAUCGCCUCGGAAAUCACCUAUAAAGGCCUCACCUGGAACACCCUAAGCAGUGUCAUAACUACAGAUGGAUACUCAAACGAGGACCGAGGGGAUGAGAUAGUGCGUCGAUGGAUGGAGUUGCUUAGUGAUGGAUGAGGAACCAGAACUCUUGUACAUAGUCAUCUUUCUGGCUGAAGACGGACUUUUGUACAUAGAUGGCAGGAUAACUCACCUUUCUGGCUGAGGACGGACUUUUGUACAUAGAUGGCAGGAUAACUCACCUUUCUGGCUGAGGACGGAUUUUUCUACAUAGAUGGCAGGAUAACUCACCUUUCUGACGGAUUUUUGUACAUAUUUGUAAAUUAGCAAUAA
Messenger RNA from Uloborus diversus, 2143 nucleotides. RefSeq lists its product as uncharacterized. The record is from RefSeq and is a predicted model, not a curated record. Gene Ontology annotation, biological process: DNA replication. NCBI's taxonomy places the organism in Eukaryota, Metazoa, Arthropoda, Arachnida, Araneae, Uloboridae. Gene Ontology annotation, molecular function: DNA binding; ATP binding. The transcript is spliced from 3 exons. Bases 15 to 1838 code for a protein of 607 amino acids.